Molecule: messenger RNA, 2082 nt
Organism: Maudiozyma saulgeensis
Lineage: Eukaryota; Fungi; Ascomycota; Saccharomycetes; Saccharomycetales; Saccharomycetaceae
Source: the annotation of a GenBank genome assembly
AUGAAACAAGAAAAACCGAAUACAAAGGAUGAUGGCUAUGCCAAUGAAUAUAUGAGUAUAUAUGGUAGUAAUGAACCUGAAAAAGAUAUUGGUAAUAAUAACACAACACAUGAAACAUUUGAUGCAAUUGAUACUUUAAAUAAUCCAAAUGUAAAUAUACAUGAUUCUAAUGUAACACCUGAUAUUUUAUUAGAACAACUCGCAUAUGUUGAUAAUUUUAUUCCAUCAUUAGAUCAAGAUUUUGUUAAUUUAGAUUCUUGGGUAAUGAAUGAAUCACAAAAUGAUCAAAAUAAUGUAACUUCUAAUUCAAAUAUUGAUGGACAUAAUGGAUCUACUAUGAAUACUGUCUCCGGAAAUACAUUUGGAUUAGAUGAACAAUUAGCUGUUGAGUUAAGCGCAUUUGCUGAUGAAGUAUUUAUCUUCCCAGAUGAGGAUAAGCCGCAUAAUAACAAUAAUGUUAAUGAUAAUAUAGAUGAUGAUGAUGAUGGUGAUGAGACUAAUAAUAAUAACAAUAAGGAUAUGAAUGUAUUUAAUAAUAAAAAUAUAAAGGAUGACCAUAAGAAUAGAAAUCAUAUGUUAUCACAAAGAAGAAAUAAAUUUUUGACCUCACAAUAUGAUCAUUCAAAAUCUAGGUUUUCUUCAAGAAGACCACAUCAUGAAAAUGAUAAUAUUGAUAAUGAAUUAGAUCAUGAUAAUAGCAUACAUCCGAGUUUUGAUAUAUCUAAUAAUAACAUACAUGAAGAUCAUAGUGGAUUUACGAAUUUUGAAGUAGAUGGACCAACAACUAACAGUAACAAUAUUCAUGAUGAUGAAGAAGAAGAAGAAGAAGAGAAUGCUAAUCUUAAUCAAAUUUCAUCUUUACCUCAGCAUUUAAUAGAUAAUACUAAUUUGCCAUAUCAAAGAAACCAUGUCCCAAAUAUUUCUUCACCAUUAUCAAACUUGGUAGCGAAUAAUUUGCCAUCAAAGAAACAGAAAACACAAGCAGUUAGUAAAAAUAAUAAUAAUGCGACGUAUGAUCCACAUGAACCACAAAUACAUAUGCCAGAUUACUCACAAAUUCCUACAUCAACUUUAGUUGCAUUGUUACCAAGGGUAAAAGUUCCAGAAGGUGCGCACACUUCUUUAUUGAAAGCUGGUUUUGCAGAAGAUCAAAUAGUUGCAAUCUCAGCUAUCAUAGCCUACAAUGAACAACAUAAGCAACAAAUAAAAUAUUCUUCAAAAUCAAAUUCUAAUGGUUCUUCUAAUGAUGAAAGAUCGUCAUCUGAUAAAGGCGCUCAUUUUUUAUUGGAUCUAUUAUCUGAUAAGAAACCAACAAAAAGAACAACAUCGCAACAACAAGUGAAUCAUGAAACACCACGUUCUCAGCCAAGCCCUGUCAACAUUAACACUAAUACCAAUGAUAAUAGGCAAAAAUCGAAUGUUUCAGAACCGGCUCCAGUAUUACAUGCUUCACCAGAGGUAUUAAAUAUACGACAAAAUGUUCACCAGCAAAAGAAACAUCAUUAUACAUCAGAUGAUAAUGGCUUUACUUCAUCUAACCACGUGGCACGGGUUAGUAAACCGGUUUCAAGGAAACAAAGUGUAAUUCCUAAGCCUGUAAAUACGCUAGCUUCAUUGAAGGCUAAAACACCGUCUACUUCGCCAGUUAAUUCUACAGUAAUGUUAAGGAAAGAAUCAAGACCUUCAGUAACAAAUUUAUCAUCUACAAUCGACCCUCCUACAAAUGCAAAUGUUCAACCUAAAGCAGAGCCCACAAGUCAUUCUACAUAUGCUCAGAAGAAGAAAUUGAAAGGGAAAGAACUUGAGAAUUCCAUUAAUGAAUUAAAUGAUCUAGCUUUGAAAUUACAACAAAAGAUACAUACUUUAGAAAUGGAAAAUAAGUUAUUGAAGGACUUAGUGGUUAAUAGUGGCGAGCAAGAAGGCAUUGAACAAGCUGAGUCAAUAAAACAAAAUUUAUUGAAGAGAGCUCAUCAAACUGCUGUCGAAGUUCAAGGCGAUAUUAAUGGGAAGCACGAUAAUGAUGAUGAUGAUGAAAGUGAUCAAGACGAUGAAGCUACGAAAAAAAGAAAACUCUCGAAGUAG